Fusarium odoratissimum NRRL 54006 is the source of this 2217-nucleotide messenger RNA. RefSeq lists its product as uncharacterized. The transcript has 3 exons. The coding region runs from base 216 to 1934 and encodes 572 amino acids. NCBI's taxonomy places the organism in Eukaryota, Fungi, Ascomycota, Sordariomycetes, Hypocreales, Nectriaceae. Gene Ontology annotation, biological process: transmembrane transport. Gene Ontology annotation, molecular function: transmembrane transporter activity. The record is from RefSeq and is a predicted model, not a curated record.
UCAACUGGAAUUAGGUAGCUCCCCGGUCAUCCGCCCUUAUUGUUUAGCACAUUGUUUGGGCAGCCCAGCUCUGGCAUCCAUUUCAUCACAUCCAUCCACCGCGCUUAGAACCACUACGUCAACAUUCCGCGUGCCCAAAUACCAGUUUAUUUUGUGUCUGCAAUGUGAUAUCCCUCCUCUUUUCCAAACAACAAUCCUCCCGAAAGAACCCCGCCAUGUUGCGAUAUCUACCAUUUGCGCCGUCGACGACGCCUCUACAGGCACUGACGUACCUUCUCGGCAUAUCGCUCUUCUCGAUCUCCUUUCUUGUAUUUUUGAACAGCUCUGUUUCUUUUGUUAUUACCGACCUGAUUGGGCAGAAGGAGGGCGUUGGCGAUGUCGUGGGAACUCUUGGCUUCGUCGAUGAGCUCGUUGCGCUUGUCGCUUGUCCAGGAUGGGGUCUUGUGUCGGAUCGUCUGGGUGUUAGAUGGGUUGCUGUCAUUGGAUACGCGAUAAUUGGUGUCUCGCUGGCUCUGUUUGUGCAGGCGAAGACUGUGUAUCCCCAAUUGUUGCUGGCUCGCGUGUUAUUCGCAAUCGGCGCAUCUGCAGCGGCCACAAUGGUAACUGCGAUACUCCCAUCUUUGACGGACGAUAGCAAUAACGAGGAGGAUGAAGCUCAAGCUAGAAUUAAAGCUCUCCAGAAUGCGACAGCCCGAAGCAGUAUUGCCUUCUCUGUCGAAUCCGAAGCGACAAUCACCCAGGAACGAUACACACAGUCUAUUUCUGAGCCGAGCACAACGGAUACCGCCGAUACUGCGGCAGGAAGACCAUCCAAACUAGCGGGAUUCGUUGGACUGUUUACUGGAUGCGGUGCGCUUGUCGCACUGACGCUGUUCCUCCCACUCCCAGCGCGAUUUGGCGAGAAUAAAGGCACUACCCCUGCUGAAGCGGUAUCGUAUAGCUUCUACGUUGUUGCGGCUGUCGCAUUGGCCGUGUCUAUCUUUGUUGCGAUCGGUCUGCGCAACAUCAAAGGUGAGGAGGGUAAGGGUUGGAGAAUGCUCUUCGGACUGAAGAACGAUGACGAAUCGAGUGAUGGAAACGGCCGUGAGCGACGUAAGCUUGCGCCGUAUCUCCACCUCAUGAAAGACUCAGUCUUCCUUGGCUUCGUUGAUUCACGAAUCGGACUUGGCUAUGUUGGCGGUUUUGUUGCUCGAGCUUCAAGCGUUGCUAUCUCACUCUUCAUCCCUUUGUACGUCAACACGUUUUACAUCAGCAACGGUUUCUGCAAAGGCUCGCCUCACGAUUCGUCGCCCGAACUCAAGGAGGAGUGCAGAGCUGCAUACGUCCUGUCUUCCAUCCUUACUGGUGUGGCGCAACUCAUGGGCCUCAUUUGCGCUCCUAUCUUCGGAUACCUUGCCAGUCGAACUGGUCGCAUCAACUACCCCAUCGUCGUCUCGACCGUUUUUGGUAUCGUAGGCUACAUCGCCCUUCCGCAACUCUCCAGUCCUGAAAUCAAGGACGUAGACGGCCGAGGCGGUAGUCCCGCAAUCUUCUUUAUUGUUUCACUUCUUGGUAUCAGCCAGAUCGGCGCUAUCGUUUGCAGUCUUGGUUCUCUUGGCCGUGGAGUUCUCGCAGUUGAGCUGCCUCGAACCGCCCGCCCCGAAAGCCUGCUCCAGCCAGAGGAGUACGAAUCAGCCAACGAUGAGAGCCGACCUCUCAUCAGCAUUACGACGGACCAAGAGUCAGUCUCUCGUAUCCGCCUUAAAGGCUCUAUUGCAGGCGUUUAUUCUUUGUAUGGUGGCUUUGCCAUCUUGCUACUUACUAAGCUAGGGGGCUUUCUCUUUGACAAACUCUCCAACGGGGCGCCUUUCUACAUGAUGGCCAUUUUUAACGCUGUUUUGCUGGCAUUCUCUCUUGGAAUGGAUGCUUCGCACACAUUUUCACAUCGGGUGUAAAAUAUUGUAGCGUCUUUGUCUUCUUGCAACUAGAUACGAAAUAGAUGAAAAGCGUUCUUCUCCCCUUUCAUUAGAUCUUACAGGGGACACCGGUCUAGUGUUAUUAUCAUAGCAAAACAUCACUUACUUAAAGAAGAAACAUUGAUAUGAGGCGUAUACAAAUUUAUUGGGACUGCUAUCCUUGACCGUACCAGAUACCAGUGCUGAAAGUUGUCAAAUAUGUCCACCCCCUGGAUUCUUAACCCAGAUUUCUAAUACCUACACAAGUGUUCUUCGGUCUCAC